AUGAAUUUGACCAAGUGCGUUAUACGGCAAACAAUUCAAGACUUUUACUUAAAAGAAAGGAAAGUACCAUCCCUCAGAAAAUUACUACCCGUGUUGAAAGAAAAAAUUGGAUUUUCGUGGCAAAAAGACACAUUGUGCAAAGUCUUACAUUUAAUGAGUUUCCGAUGGAAGAAGUGCGUGAAUAAUAGAAAAGUACUCAUGGAAAGACCAGAUAUUGUUUUUUGGAGACACAGAUAUUUGAGAGAAAUGAGAUGUCACAGGAAAGCUGGACGACCUAUUGUCUAUAUUGAUGAAACGUGGGUAGACAGCAAUUUGACAUUUAAGAAAUGUUGGCAAGAUGACACAGUUUUGGGAGUUACAGCAACAGUUAAUUCGAAAAAUAGACUUAUAGUUGUUCAUGCUGGUUCAUCAACGGGUUUCCUUACGGGUGCUUUACUAGUAUAUAAAGCAUCAACAAAAAGCGGCGACUAUCACGGGCAAAUGAACUAUGAAAACUUUAAAAAAUGGGUGUUGGAAAAACUUCUUCCAAAUUUGCAACCAAACAAUGUCGUAUUCAUGGAAAAUUCACCGUAUCAUACGACUGUCGAAAACCCCACUCCAACGAAGUACUCUACAAAAAAAGUUAUGAUAGACUGGUUGAAAAACAACGGAAUACCCUGCUAUCAAAAAAUGCGAAAAGCGAAACUGUUCUCUCUUAUAGACAGUAAUCGUCCGAAGAAAAUUGUCUAUAAAAUUGAUAAUUUAAUAGAGAAAGAAGGACAUGAAGUUAUCCGAAUACCCCCUUAUCAUUGCGAUUUGAACGCAAUCGAAUUUGUGUGGUCCUCUGUAAAAAGAAUAAUAAAGGAACGAAAUGUUACUGGCGAUUUAAGUUUGGACAAUCUGAAAUAUCUUCUUCAAACAGCUAUCACUGAAGUUACUUCGGCAGAAUGGGCAGCGCAUUGCAAACACGUAGAAAAGCUUGAAAAUAAUUAUUGA
Argiope bruennichi is the source of this 975-nucleotide messenger RNA. RefSeq lists its product as uncharacterized. Gene Ontology annotation, molecular function: nucleic acid binding. The record is from RefSeq and is a predicted model, not a curated record. Bases 1 to 975 code for a protein of 324 amino acids. The transcript has a single exon. NCBI's taxonomy places the organism in Eukaryota, Metazoa, Arthropoda, Arachnida, Araneae, Araneidae.